Molecule: messenger RNA, 2826 nt
Organism: Magallana angulata
Lineage: Eukaryota; Metazoa; Mollusca; Bivalvia; Ostreida; Ostreidae
Exons: 1
Coding region: 1522-2595 (357 amino acids)
Source: RefSeq, a predicted model, not a curated record
AGUUUAUUUUGAACCUUGAACGUACAAAGUUAAGAUUAUAUUUUCAGAUCACAGAUCUCGCUUCCUUGCAAAACCAAAUUUUCUCGUUUAUCUUAUCAAGACAAUGCUGAAAGAAAUGAUUAAUACAUUUUUGUUCAACAAAGCUUUACAAAACUAACAAACAAGAGCAACAGGAAAAAGAAAAUAAAACAUUGCGUAUUAUAUUGUAAACAUCCCAACAAAUUGUGACUAAAUGGAAUUUAAUUCAAUCUUAUAUGUCAACCAUAGGUAUAUAUGCUGCCGUGACAGAUUUUAGCCAAUAAGAUAGAAGGGUACUUAGAAUAUCCUUCUUUACUGUUGUUCUUUACUGUUGUUCAAUGAUGGCCACAAAGGGACAUAACGUUUGGAAGUUGUGGAUUCAAGCAUUCUUUAAAUAAACAUAAUAAAAAUGAUAUUGUUAAUGUAUGUUUAUUUCUAUGCAUAAAGCUACAUUAAUACAUAAUUAUCAGAAUAAUUGCUAUGAACUUCUAUGUAAAGAUGCAUCAGCACUUACUUAAUUCAUGCACUGAAUUAUUAUUUUUUUGAAUACUUUGCUAAUUUAUCGAUAGUUAUUUCUAUAUUUAGAGUUCGCGUCACCAAGUUGAUGUGAGGAUUACGUAAAAUGGUGAUCGAUAGUUUGGAAUGUUCUGAGGACAUUUACUUUCGUUUUGAAAUAUUUUCCCGAGAAGAUAUAUGAUUGCUUCAUUACAAGGCUUCAUGUGAAAGAAAUAAGGUUACUUCAAAUUUGGUACACUAUUUUAUACCAUCUUCAGUAAAAGUUUUAGAAAAAACUAUUAGUAACUAUGUUAAAAAUUUUCUUUAUUGACAAAAUUAAUUUUACAAGUUUAUUUUUCAGUCUCAUGUCCGUUUCAGAAAGUAUGAAACUUCUUGAUAUAUUGAUAUGUUUAAAUCAACAUCAUGAUCACAAGAAAAUUACCGCUUGUAAUACUUACAAUAUUUCACCAUUUUUUAAAUGCAUUUUUAAAAAUCGUACAAGGUUAAAAUGGUACAAGCUUCAUCAUGAUUCGAACUAAGGAUUUGUUGACCAGAAGCUAACGCAUGGACAUACUGUGUUACGAUGUAACACAUCAAUAAUUGACAGCAAAAUAUAGUCUUAUAGUCAAUUGUUUAUGCUUAUUUAUAAAGAUAGUACGUCAUAAUACUUUUAAUAGAAGACUGACUCGACACAAUUUUUCAACCUGUUUUACAUGUAUUAAAAUGAUUGUCAUAUCAAUAGAGUUUUGAAAAUAAUUUGAACCUAUAAAGAUUUUCCUUCAAGCAUUUUAACAUGUUGUCUAUAUUUUGCAUGCUAAUCUUCAAUUAAAUAUAUGAUUUUUUGCAUGCAAUUUUAAAAAAUGCAGAGCUAAUUUUAAACCUCAGAAAUCCUAGGACCGUAACAAUGUCGUCAUAUCAGAUUAGCAGAUAAGACUUACCAAUAAAAUCUACAAGUGCUACCAAGCAUUUUAAAGGAGUAUCUACAAUACAUGUUUAUCGGCGAGCACAAUGUAUCUGCGACCAUCAGAGAUCCGUUUCAGCCAGGAUUCUAUUGGAAGCACCUUUGGCAGUUAUACUUCUCAUCCUUUUAAACAAAUUGGUGAAACACUGGACGAAAUUCUUACAGGAAAAAUCAAUGUGAACUCCAUUCCUAGUAUUUCAGUAUGCAAAAAAGAUGGCAAAUGGUUCACCGCUGACAACAGGAGAUUGUGGGUGCUACAAGAAGCAGAGAAACUGGGAAAGUGUCGUGAAAUCUGUGUUCGAGAGACCUCUUAUAUUAAUUAUAACAAGUUCACUACAGUGAACAAUGGUCUCUCUGUUUACAUCCGAGGAAAUCCGGGUGGAUAUGUUUGGAAAAGCAUGCCUAAUAAGAGGAUUCAACUUAAGAAGAAUCCUCAAAUCACAUCUUUGCCAUCCGCAAAACCUUAUAAUUAUUUAACACCAAGUUCUCCCAUAUAUCAAAAGCAAAACCAAGAGACAAAUCCUUCAGAGAUUUGGUCAACUAAAAUUGAAAGCAAAAGUGAGACCUUCAAUGAGGGGCCAAUGUCAAAAGGUAAGGAAGGCUUAUGCUUUGAACAAGACAUUCAUAAAUACGAGGAGGAAGUUAUUAAAGAUAGUGGGAACCAAAUAAAUAUGGAUAUAGACUCGGAGUCUGAUAACAAAGAUGUUCAGCAGCCCGCAUCUUCAUCCAAUUUUGAGAUUUCACAACUGCAGGACAUAGCCAAUGGCUUGGAUCAAGUGUAUGACUCAACUGAAGAACGAAAAGUUGAAAUAAAAAUCGAAGAAAAAAGGGAAGAAAAGAUUGAAGACGAAAAGGAAACACAGGACAUUGAAGAGGUUGUUAUUAAUGUGUCCAACGUUCCAAACACCCACACAAAUGCUGCUUUCUUAAGUUUAAAUUCAGAAGAAGAACUUGCACAGGUGGAUAAUAAGAGUGUUGCAGUGACCAUAAGUGAAGAAACCCAAACUAAGACCAUCAAAAGUACCUACUCUAAACGAUGCAUUUGUAUAAUAUGUGUAAUUAUUUCCAUCGCUAUAUUAUGUCUGCUUUUGGCUAUUGUUUUAGGUAUCAUAUUGACCUAAAUUCUUUUUUACUACAAGCUUCCAAAUGAUGCAUACAAAUGUUUUCUUUAAUGUUAUCAGGAUUUUUCAUAAACUUUAUAAAACUGAAACAUUAUUCUUCGCCUGUAAUAUAUAUUAACAGUACAACACUAUUUCUUUGUUACUAAUUUAAAUGACAUGGUAUAAUAAAUCUGUACAGUUUUAAUUUAUGUGCAGUAAUCAAUUAAGAAACGCAUUGUUUAUGUGAUAAUG